AUGCGCAGUAUUAGACUAGAAAAGAUAAAAAAAUCGAUCGGUGGUGGACUCAUCAUCAACGAUAUCAGCCUGACCAUCCCUGCGGGGAAAUUCUUCGCCCUUCUCGGGCCAAGCGGGUGCGGAAAGACAACCCUUUUACGUUUGAUCGCGGGUCUUGAAAAGGCCAAUGCGGGAAAGAUUUUUUUAGGCAACGAAGACAUCACGGAGGAUGCCAUUCACGAAAGGCCGAUUAACAUCGUCUUUCAAAACUACGCCCUUUUCCCUCACCUCGAUGUCUUUGACAAUGUCGCUUAUAGUCUUCGGCUGAAUAAACUUCCCAAAAUCGUCAUUGAACAGAAAGUCUUCAAAAUCCUCGAAGCAUUCCACCUUGAGAACCACAUCUACAAAUCGCCUAGUCAACUCUCCGGGGGACAACAGCAACGGGUGGCGCUGGCCAGAGCGAUUGUGAAUGAACCCGACGUCUUGCUCUUAGAUGAGCCGCUCGCCGCUCUCGACUUUAAGCUCCGCGAAAGGAUGCUCAUCGAACUCAUUGAGCUCCAAGACAAGCUCAAGACAACCUUUGUCUAUGUAACCCACGACCAGUUCGAAGCCCUGACGGUUGCCGAUCAGAUGGCGAUCAUGAAUCACGAAGGAGAGAUUGAGCAGAUUGGGACCCCCAAAGAGAUCUACGAAUUCCCCCACUGUUGCCAAUGA
Acytostelium subglobosum LB1 is the source of this 693-nucleotide messenger RNA. RefSeq lists its product as hypothetical. The transcript has a single exon. NCBI's taxonomy places the organism in Eukaryota, Evosea, Eumycetozoa, Acytosteliales, Acytosteliaceae. Gene Ontology annotation, molecular function: ATP binding; ATP hydrolysis activity. The record is from RefSeq and is a predicted model, not a curated record. The coding region runs from base 1 to 693 and encodes 230 amino acids.